Fusarium oxysporum Fo47 is the source of this 1314-nucleotide messenger RNA. RefSeq lists its product as uncharacterized. The record is from RefSeq and is a predicted model, not a curated record. NCBI's taxonomy places the organism in Eukaryota, Fungi, Ascomycota, Sordariomycetes, Hypocreales, Nectriaceae. The coding region runs from base 1 to 1314 and encodes 437 amino acids. The transcript has a single exon.
AUGGCCACGAAACUUGAUCUCUACAACUCAUUUUACCCUCAUUUGAUUACUGAAGCACCAUUCUUAAGUCCAGAUGUUCUCCCCAACAAAUUUGCCAAGAUGAACUUGGGGAACAGUGAGCCCCGCCGAGUCGCUGGCGAAUCAUUUGUCGAAACACAGCCCCCAGACCAACCACCUCAACCUAGUCGCAGGGCUAACAAGCGUCCCCGCUACCAAAACUUGGAAACCAGCAGCAGUGGCCAGAACGAGGAGGAGGAUGGUGGAGGAGAUGACCGAGAUGGCCCCAGAUAUCCUCAUACAAAGGUGCCGGUAUUGUCAUUCGAAUGUCCAUUCUGCAAAUUAGAUCCGCGCCGGUAUGAGGAGUGCAGAGGCCGCCGAUUAAAACGUCUAUCCGAUGUCAUUCAACACAUCAAGCGCCAACACCUGUUAGAGGAAGUGAGAUUAGAGUCUGAAAGAUGUCAGCCAGAGGAUAUUAUUCUCUAUUGUGCAAGAUGCCGGUGUCUUUUUCAUGGUAUGGGUGCUGAGCGGAGGCGCCGAAGGCACCUGACUGAGGAAAUCCCGUGUCAGAUAACCAAUAUCGAGCAAUCCGGUGUCAUGCUACCCCGAGAGCUCCAAGAGCUGAAAUCAGAGCUUGGUUUAUACCCGCGGCAUAGUGAAAGCUUUAGAUGGUACAUUAUCUGGGACAGGUGUUUUCCAGGGAAAGCCCGUCCACUAUCGCCGUACGUGGAGAUCAUUCUUCCACGUCCGCAGGUACAAUUGAUGAUUGAAGAUGAACUUCGGUCAGUACAACGCCUAUCGUCAGCAGAGGCCCGAUCGAUUGCUAGACGAUCUACGGAGAGAAUCUACACCACUUCAUCGCCCGCGUCGGAACCCCAGAGGAACCCCUCCGUACCCCCUGUGCCCCCACGGGCCCGGCCGAAUGCUGCGCAGCGAGCCCUAGAACCAACCCAUAGGGUCUUAAAUUACACGCCUCCCAAUCGGGCGUCUUCCUCUCAACCUUUCCAACUCUUUCGCCGACCGCAAGGUCUCGAAAACGACUCUGACUCAUAUAAUACUGGUGUCUUUGAAACACCGAAUGCGAGUCAGGGCGAUAAUUCCUUUCAUCGGAAUAAUACGUUUACUACUAACAGUGCACCAAUUCCAAUUUCGGGCUUUGGGGUAUAUACGACUUAUGAGCACAACAUUGUUGACUCUGGAUAUUCUACUGCUCCUUAUGUUGGAUAUUCCACUGCUUCUUUCGAGUCGGCGAGUCAAGACGACGACUAUUUGAACCCAGACGGUGAUACUGUGGGUCGCCGUGGCUCACAAUAUUGA